AUGUACGGGGCAGUAUUAACAUCACUUCAUUUACGAAAAGCAAAAUUAAUGUUUUUCUAUACACGUUAUCCAAAUUCGGCUGUAUUGAAAGUUUAUUUUCCUGAUGUUCGUUUUAAUAAAUUAAUAACAGCACAAUUAGUUAAAUGGUUUUCAAACUUUCGAGAAUUUUUUUAUCAACAGAUUGAAAAAUAUGCUCGACAAUGUUUAGCUGAAGGUAUUCGUAAUACAGAUGAUUUAAUUGUAACACCUAAUUGUGAACUUUAUCGAAUUCUUAAUCUUCAUUAUAAUCGUUCAAAUCAAAUAAAUGUACCAAUUAGUUUUAGUAAAGCUGCUCAAGCAGCAUUAAAAGAAUUUUUUCUUGCAAUACAACAACAAAAAGAUCUUGAAUCGUCAUGGAAAAAAAGUAUCUAUAAAGUUAUGCAACGCUUCGAAGAUCAAAUACCAGACUUUUUUAAAAAUGAUCAUUGGAUGCAUUCCAUUUGA
Adineta steineri is the source of this 483-nucleotide messenger RNA. NCBI's taxonomy places the organism in Eukaryota, Metazoa, Rotifera, Eurotatoria, Adinetida, Adinetidae. The record is from the annotation of a GenBank genome assembly.